This is a messenger RNA of Mauremys reevesii (Reeves's turtle), 809 nucleotides long. RefSeq names its product immunoglobulin superfamily member 3-like. The transcript is spliced from 4 exons. The record is from RefSeq and is a predicted model, not a curated record. Bases 57 to 809 code for a protein of 250 amino acids. Lineage: Eukaryota; Metazoa; Chordata; Testudines; Geoemydidae.
AAACUUUUGUAUUACAAAGGGGAUGACUGAGAAACUCUUGUCGUUUUCUUGCAGAGAUGAUAAGAGGCUGCUGCCUUCUGCUGCUUCUCAGCAACUUAUGCCGAACAGCCGGGAGUGAGGUGGUGCUGGAACAAGGUGCCCAGGCCUUGGCAGUCCGGGAGGGCGAAGAAGUGACCUUCCAGUGCCGUGUGACGGGAGGGGAGAUGAGCAGCUACUGGAUGUACUGGUACAGAAAGGGGCAGCGGGGCCCCCUGACCUGGAUUUACCGAGAAGGGGACCACUAUGGAGAAGGCUUCCAGGGCCGCUUCGUAGGGAAAGUUGAUAGCUCCAACGACAGGUUCACCCUCAGGAUCCUGAGCGCAGAGCUGCGAGACAGGGCGGUGUAUUACUGCGCUUCCAGUCCCCACGACUGGACAACGCAGCAGACGCCCCAUUCUGUGUGUGACAGCGGUGGAGACGAGAUGUGGAUCGCCGUCUGCCUCUUUCUCGUCUGUCCCGUGGCUGGGAACUCUGUGACCCAGAUUCGAGUGUCUGCGUCAGCCAGGGAAGGGCGGCCAGUGAAACUGAAUUGUCAGUACAGCACCACGUACACGUACUACGCCCUGGGAUGGUACCAGCAGCUGCCUGGGCAGCAGCCUCUGUUCCUACUGUACAGAAAUGAGAGGGGAAAUGAAUACAAGCCCAGUUCUGUGCCCCCUCGGUUUUCCUCCGAGCUCAGCACCGAUGUCAAAUCGUUCACACUGUCCAUAGAGGGGGCGCAGCGGGCUGACUCGGCGGUGUAUUUCUGUGCUCUCUGGGAUCCACCGUGA